CCAUCCCUGGAAGUGUUCAAGGCCAGGUUGGACAGGGCUUGGAGCAACCUGGGAUAGUGGAAGAUGUUCGUGCUCCAUCGCAAGAGCCUGAUGAGCUCAUGGAUGAGCUCUAAGGUGGAUAAGCCUGAUGAGCUCUAAGGUGCCAUCCAAACCAUUGUAGGAUCCUCUGAUAUGAAAUAUGAGCUUCGGGGGGAGCCCAAAUCUCUUCCUUUCUCCCCAUUCCCAAAGAAUACCUCUCAGGAUGGGCUUUCCUCCCAGGCCCCUUUCACAGUCCCAGCCUGGGCAGGCACCACAGAGCCCCUAGUGAGCCCAGUGCCCUGGGAAAAGCUGCCAGGGCAGAGGAGAGGCCAGAGGCUGUGCUGUGAGGAUGAAUCCCUGUCACUUGUGAGCCUCAGUCUCGCUUUGUCCCAUUUGGGAUGUCCUGGGAUCACUGUGAUGGAUCCACCCCUCCAGCCGGGGCCACACCAUGUGUGUUUGCAGCACGGUCCCUCAGGAUCCUGUGGGGGGGCUGCUGGUACCCGCAGUGCUGUCGGGUGCUCCAAGCACCUGCGGCUGGUGCCCAGGUGGCCACAGCCACGAGCUUAUCCCCAGCUUGCAAUGACAUCUAGUGGAGCCACCUCGGGAGGAGCUCAGCGAGCCAGUGCCAGCGCCAGGCCUCCCCCAGCGCUCCCAGGGCUGAAUUCUCCCCUCCAACCUUCUCUCCAAAACGUGUGGGCACGAGGCAAGAGCCAACACCCCAUUUCUGAGUCAUGGUUGGCCACAGCACAGCUUCCUGGGAGCCCAAAAAAUCACCUUUUCCACAGCAAAACUGAGUCCCCUCCAGUCGUGCUGCGACUGUGCUUAAUGAAGAGCUAGGGAUUAUUAUCGUUAUGUGGAGUCUUUACCUCAGGUUCUCCUCCAUCCCCAAAACAUCCCAAAUAAAUGGUUUUAGUGUGCCAAAUGUUGCUGCUGCAAAUCCAGCAACUGCUCUGGGAGGUGGCUGGUGGCAACAAACCACACCGAGCCACAGCCAGACACGCUGGAUUCUCCUCUGAAGGCAAGGAAGGUAAGAAAAAUAAACAAAUAUACUAACUGGAAUAAAAAAAACCCCAGCGUGGUGAUGGGAACAUGCAGCAGCAACUCCUCCGGAUCAUCUCCCUGCAGACAGAGCAGCACCCACAGCAGCCAACAGAUCCUGUUUUAAACCCGGAAGAGUGCUGCAGCUUGAUCCUGCUUCACUCCUGUAGAGAUAUAAUCAUAGUCUUUAGGAGAUGUAAUCAUAGUAUUUAUUUAAGAAUUAAAUGUGUCUGAAAGUGGCCUAAAUUCCCCGUGCAAGAGCUGAGUCGGUGCCUCAGUGCCUGACUCGGCACCACUGCGAGGGAGCCGGUCCCCAUCUAACGGUGGUUAAUGGCUGGUGCCCACGGCCACAAGCACCUUCUUUGGACAUGGGAGACUGUAGAGAAUGUCAUGAGUCUGAAAGACCCUGAUAAGCCAGGGGAGAGGCUUGUGAGGACCACGGGGAAACAAUGAUCCAGAGCAAUUCUGCAUUUUCUAAUACAACUUUAUUUAAAGUAAACAAGCAGAGGCAGCACAGCAGGAAUCCAGCAUGGGCAGGGAUGAGGGUAAGCACCGUUUGCAGCUUUUAUAUGACAGAAGGGAAAGAAAAAACACAUAAAACCCUCACAAACAAACAUCACUUUUCAAAGACAAGACAGAGCCCCAGAUGGCAAUAGAUGAGGUACCAUUGAGCCAGCUUCAAGGCUAACCCUAACCCAAGGCAGUUACUUGAGCAGUGAGGGAGAUUCCAAAUCCGAUCCCCCCAAAAAGUUCCUUUAUGAGCAGGUUUGGGACUUGCUGCUCCUAUGCCUGAUGGAGACAGGGCUGGGAGGAGGUUGGGACUGCCACCAGCUCCCUUCCCAUCCCAGGGAAGGGACUCACAUGAAGAGAAAGUGCUUUAAAUGCAUCCGUGGACAAACUCGAUCAUUAUCCACAUUUGAAAACUUUGCUCCCACCAGAGCAAAUAAAGAGGGGAGAGAGACAUCACCAUCCCAGCUGAGACAGUGCCAUGGGAUUGCUCCACAUCCAAUACCAGGCAAACCCAGAAAGGGGAGGUCCCUGCUCUGGUGCCCUGUGGCAUCCAUGGGAGAGCAGUGGCUCUGAGCCACCCUGCUUUGUAUCUGUUCUCAGCCUGGCUGGAGAGCAAUGAAAUUCAUCUUUGGAAACCAACAUUCUCCUAUUGCACCUCAGUUUAGUAGGGAACAGCCAUGGAUGUCCUCACAAGCAGUUAUUGCCUCUAUGUUCUGCCCCUCUCCUACCCCCCAAUAUAAAGACUGAUUCUGACAUUUCUCCAGCCUUACUGUGAGGAAGAAAAAAAUAUAUAUAUAUUAAAAUACCUUUAUUACAUCACUAAAAACCUGUGUAGUGUCCAGAAAUCCAGUGUCCUUGAGCAGCUGGCUGUUGGCAACACAGGAACUAAACAGCCAAAAUACCCACAAAAAAAAUAGAUUUUAAAAGCAACACGUGCUGCAAAAGCUUUGGCAGCCGCAUCCUUCUGCGAGGAGGUCAGGUACCGGCUCAGUACCGAGCUUGGGGUGCCCAGGGCUGGGGCUGAGCCAGCUGCAGGUGCUCAAGCACUCUGUGUCCAGGCAGGAAAGAUGCAUGGCCAGCGGAAACUUCCCUACCCCAGGAUCACUAACCCCAAGGUGCCUUUGGCAGGUUUUCAUCGGUCCCCCCGUCCCCGUAGCCCAUUCCACCCCCCCACCCCUGUUACUUCUUGAAGAACUUCUUGUUGAGGAGGAAAAUGAGCAGGUUAACGUUGACCUUGGCCUUACCAAACAUCUUCAUGACUGCUACGCCCUCGUACUGCAGCUGCAGCAGGUCCUGUGAGAGAGGUGACCGUCACUGCCACCAGCCCCAUGCCCGGGAAGAAGGAUCAGCUCAGAGCUGGGCUUGCAGUGGGAGAUGCACGACAAGGCUGUCCCCAGCUCAGGGCAGGGCUCCCCAUGGGCUCUGAGUCCCCCAAAAACUGCAGGCGGGGGGACACCACCUGUCCCCUGCACCCCCUGGCCUGGCUGGGCACCGGCAGCCCCAGGACAGGCUCCCCACCUGGUAGUGCAGCUGGAAGUGCUCCAUGUCAAUUCCCAUGAAUUUGGCUUUCACCUGGAACUUGCCCGAUUCCUCACAGGGGAUGAUGUCAAAAAUCACAUUCUUGAACCUGAGGAGACAGAGCCACUCACUGCCAGAAGGAGCUUCAUGGCUUUAAGGCAACCAAGGAGCUGGUCACCCACCCAGCACAACCCCUCAGCACAGCAGCCAGACCCACAGCCCAAAUCCCCCCUCCAAAUCCCAACUGUCCCUUGUUCUCCUACAUGAAACUACUUGCCCCAUCCCAGGAGAACAAUGGUGGCUCAUAUGCAUUCUCCUCCUGGGUUAUUUUCCUCUACCUGCUCAAGCUUUCAUGGAAUAUCCUGAGUCGGAAGGGACCCGCAAGGAUCAUCGAGUCCAACUCCUGGCCCUGACACAGGACAACCCCAAGUAACAGCUCCUCCCAUGGAGCCAGGGCUACAUACUGGCUGGGUGGCAGGUCCUGGAUCUCCAGCAGCACUCCCUUCUCCAACAGCCGGGCCGCCGUGUAGUGCAGCGACGGCAGCUUCUUACUCUUCCUGCUGACCCUGGAAGAGGAGGAACCACAUGCUGAAAGCUCAUCUCCAGCCAUCUGUGUCCCCUUGGACCCCCAACAUCUCCAGGAGUCACAACAACCAGGGAGCAAUGAAAACAAAUAAUGGGUUUUUUUAAAAAAGUACUGAUUUUUGGUAAGAAACCAUACUUGUUGCUGGCUGCCAGGUUGUCGAGGCAGGUCUUGAUGUACUGGUUGUAAUAAUCAAUUUGCUCCUCAUAAAAUAAGGUCUUGGCAUCGAGGCUGUGCAGGGUCUGCCUCAGCUUCAGGAGCUCCGCGCGGCGGUGCUGCCGGUGGCGCCGCUGGUUCCGGAUGUCCUGGAGGGAACAAAGCCAGGCAAGAAAGCCAAUAUACCUCAUUCUGAGCUUUCUCAGAGCACCAGAGCAGGAUCUCAGGGGGGCUGACUCAGCACACCUUGGCCAGCGCAUCAAUGAGCUCCUGGUACUGGUGGGCAGAGUCCACCAGCCCCAGGCUCUCCAAGUGCCGCAGGUUACGGAUGAUCUUGCGCUUCUUCUCCUCCAUGGAGAGUUGACCGUUGGCAGCCAGGGAGCGGUGCCACUUCAGCUGGGUGGGGGUCUGAGCAUCCUGCAGCGCUCGCCUGUGCACGAGACGGUCGUGGGCAGCUUCCUAGGGAUGAGAAGGCAUUGAGCCUGGAACGCAGCUGAAAUGGGGCACGAGGAGAUGGAGCAACCAAACCCCCUCUCGCACAGUUUGAUGUGGAUCUCUCCUGGUCCAGAACACAUGUUUCUGGAGCUCUUGCUGGAGCUCUUGCUGGAGCACAAGAGCAGUGGCCAAGGCUCCAAGAGGAGCAGGGCAGCUUUUUGCUGAGGGUUUUUUUGCCAUUUCGCUGCAAACAUUUUUAGCUCAUGCCCAGCAGCAGCCUCACUCAACCCACCUCGUGCUCCAAGGCUUGUGUCCACAGGAUUUCUGGGAGGGAAUCUCCUGACUGGGACUGGAUCACAUCCACCAGCAUCUGCUUGGUGCUAGAGACCAGAGUGAGACGUCAGGCAUCCACUCCAGACCACCACCCUGGCUCACAAUAUUUACUUUCCACGCAAGGGUUUCUUGCCCCUCUAGAGUAUCCCAGCCCCCAGCACAAUCCCAAUGCCCGUGGGGCCCAUCCUCACCUCAGCAGCAAGCUCCUCGUGUCACUCUCCUCACUGCUGGCCGCUGGCAGCAGCUUGCCAGUGAGGGUAAGGGAGAUCUCUGUUCUGCUGAGCUGAGAGAGCACCUGCUCAGCACCACUGUCUGCCAGGCUGGCAACACUUUCCCCUACAAGGGCAGAGAGAGCCCUGCUAGCUGUGUUGGGCUCCAAAGGGUCAGUUUCCCACACAGAAGGAAUCCAGAUCAAGCUUCAUGCAAGUCAAAUUGUCCCCAUGUCCACCCUCCUCCUGACAGUGUGGGUGGUGUGUCCCAGAGUUUGACCUACCAACCAGGGACUGGACUGUAGGAAUCUCAUCAAGAUCCUCCAGGAGCUCGUGCAGAGGAUCUCCAUGAUGCGGUGCGAUGGAGUCCUGGUGCUCGAGCAGGAGCUGGACGAUGCAAGGGAUGAGUCAGUGGCAAAGGAGGAUGCAAAGGAAGAGGGAGAGAGGGCCCCCUUUGCAUCCUUUACACCCGAAAGGGGAUGGAGCAGAUAUGAUGUUCAGGGAAGGACAAGCAGCAACAAACCUGCAGAAUCUGGGUUAUUUCCUUGCUUAAAAAAGAAAAAAGAGUCAGGAGGAAAGGAGCUGUGCUGGGGGUGGGACACAGAAGAGUGUGAGGAAAUGCGGCAGAAAGCCCAGGAGGUGGGAGCAGAGGAAACAGAGCUCGCUUGCUGUGAGCUUUAUGCCCUUACCUUGUGUGUGUUGAUGAGCUCCCCCACAGUGAUGUAGAUGACUGGUUUGGCCACCGCCACCAUCUCUGAGUACUCAUCCAUAUUAAACCUCUCUUCUGGUUCAGGGACACAGCAGGCAGCAGAGAUGAACCUCCUGCAGAGAAGGACCCCUUCGGUCAACCCCAAAACCCUGCCACUGGCUCACAGUCGCCUUCUCACCCCAAUGCUGUCCUGGUGCCCACCUGAACUUGUUGUGGGUGUCCUCCAGGUACUGGUUCACCCCGCAGAGAUGCGCGUUCUCCCCGUCGAAGGCCUUGCGGGCGGCUGCGUGCUGCAGCACUUUGGCGAUGGAGCCCAGGCUGCGGCGCUGCUCGGGGUGCAGGGUCGCCCCAGCCGAGAUGUCCACGAUGUCAAAGCCAUCAGGGGCCACCACAGCCGGGUUCAUGAAGCGGUAGUAGAGCAGGUUGCCCACAAUCUAGGGCACGAGACAGGCUGAGGGUUGGAGGAGCAGGCAGGCUGAGGCCCGAGGAGGUGGUGGCUCAGCAGGGAAGGGUGUUGCAUCCUUGCGCUGCCCUGUGGGAGCCUCCCAGAGGGGAUGGCACCCUUGAGAAGAGCCCACCUUUGGCAUUUCCUUAGUGGCUCAUGGAAAAUACUGACUUGGAGGUAUUUUUAAGUCCAGAGGACUUGACUUUCUGUGAAGAGAUACUGGCCCUUCACGUGCAGACACAGAUGAACCCCACCAAACGGCACAGAGCCCCCCAGCCCCAGGGUACCUUAUCGAUUUCCUCUGCCGGGGCCUUGGGGAAUUUCUCAAUCAAAGAUGUCCUCAGGAUUUUGGCCAUGUAGCGCAUGCCAUAGCUGAGGAGAGGGCAGGGAAAGGUCCAUCAGCAUGAAGGACCACCCUGCCCCAGCUCUCUACCACCCACAACUCAAGAUACAGGAAACCCCCAGCCCUGGGGCAAUGGAGGAGCCCACAGGAGGGGCCGGCAGCUGCAGCAUCCCUCGGUUCCCUCCUCUACCCUGCUGCCAGCCCAGACAUCCCUGGAGGAAGCCUUCAUCCUCUGAGAUGACCACAGCUCAGAUUCUCCCUGGCAACACCUCAACACCAGCAGUAAAGCACUCAGAGUGGUCCAAAGAGCCAGCCCAUGGGGCACUGCUGAUAUUUGGUUUCAGCUUGCUGACAGUGCAGUAAAACAGCCCUGCAGCACUGAAGGGGCAGGAGGACCCCAGUCACCAAACCUCCUUUCUAAGGCCUCGCUAGAGACACCUCUGAGCCGGCAGUGCUCCCGGGCGGGCACAGAAACCAUAGGGAUACAUACGGGAUCUUGUCAACGGAAGAGGUGAUGGCAGAGACGAACUUGUCUGUCAUUGCCAGGAGGUUUUGGAUAGAAAUAUCUAGCCGCCUUUGGACCUCAGGGUGGCUGAGAGCCUGCUCAGGGCUGACCUCAUAUGGGAACUUGCUGUGAAAGGAAGAUCCCCAUCACCAUCCCAACGCCUGUCACCCUGCGGUCGGGCCAAGCCUCCUCGCCCAGGGCCUGACCUUCUCUGCCCACUCUGUGACUCAGCCUGGUUGAUCCACGCCUUGUAGAUGUCCACAGGGUUGGUACGGAUGCCAAGGGCCUUGUCCUGCAGGACCUCCUGCACUGGGCCGCUCAGGAUCUGCCGCAGAGCGUUCUGCCCACGCGCGUUGCGGUAGAAGCUGACCACCAGCCGGAUCACCGUGGCAUUCCCCAUCAGGAUGUCAUGGACAUGGUCCACCUUGGACCUGGGGAGAGAGACAGGGCAGAUGGGAUGAGGGGAUGGACCAGUAUGUGUGUUCUCCAAGCAGGAGGGAGUAGCCAGAGGAGAUAACUGCAUCCAAGAUGAUGCCCUUGGUUCAGCCUUUGCCCAGGCCUGUCCCCAGACCAGGACACUCAUGGACACCCACCUGACCUCCUCCUGCAGCGCCACUUUGAAGAGCUGGAGCAGCAGAUAAGCCUCCCGCGGGUUGGAUGCGUAGUUGUAAAGCGUGAAGAUUACUGACUCCAUGAAUUUGGUGGACUUGUUCUGGGGCAUCUGGAAGAUCAGCCUGGCCAAGUAGACUGGCUGUGUCUGCAGGCAGGAGGGACACCAAGCUAACCCAAAUGUUGUGGAGUGCUGGGGGACCAGGUCCCCACACUGCCCCCCCACUGUGGGCGACACAGCAGAUCCCCACCAGCCCCACCUGCAGCAGGUAGAAGAGGUGCUGGUAGGCCUCCAGCUUCUGCCGCUUCUCCUUGCUGAGUGACUUGAGCCCCUUCUGCUUGUCUAUGGACAUCAUCUCUGAGAGCUGCUCCUUGUUCUUCUUUGUCAGCUUCUUGCAGUGGGAGACCACCUCCUGCAGCCACGUGGGCAGGGAGAGAAGUGCUGGGGACUGCCAUAGGCUCCGGCAUUCCGACCAGCCUCUGGGAAGAGCCUGAGGCAUCCCAGUGCUCCUCAACCCCUCCCAACCCCUCCAACCACUUGAAGAGUGAAGCAGAGAUAAGUCCAAGCUGCAAUGCCAUGGAGAGCAGGACCAACGGGCUCAGGCACUUUGGCAGGACCACAUGAGAUGUCUGAGAUCCUCCCCUGACCCCUGCCCUGCUCCCCACCUGCAGCGUGAUCCUGUUCUUGACCAGCAGCCCGAUCUUGAUGUCCAUGAGGUCCAGGUCACUCUCCAGUCGCCGGCUGGCGCGGAUCCUCUUCACCACCUCCUCCUGCAGCCGCAGCACCUCUGACUCCUCCCAGAAGUCAUGCUGGCUCUGCUCCAGCAAGUGGAUGAAGCGCCGGACGAUGCUCAGUGGUGGCCUCCUGGCAUGGACUGCAGCAAGACACAGCGACACCGUGCAUGCUUGCAGGGGGCAGAGCAGCCACCCCCAUCACAGACCCUUGCACCCCCAGGAUCUCACCCAGAGACCCCAUCCUCCCGGAAAAAGCAUCUUCUUGCAGUACUAGGACAUGGGACAGGGCAUGGCCACACCGUACAACAGCCCCUAGGAAGCUUUUGGGGGCAGAGGGGCAGCUCCAAGGCUGAUGCCCAGGAACCACCAAGGAUCUGUCACUCCUGUCCUUACCACAGGGGCACCGAUGGCCAGCCUGCCACCACCUCCCCACCAUGCAAGGCCAGUGAGAGAGGAGGCAGAGCCCCCUUCCCAAUUAGCCCUCACACUUCAGAGCAGCAAUGAGCAGACACUUACCCAGCAUCCUGUAAUCCCCACGGGCCUUGUUCGCUCGCACAAAAGCCUGGAUUUUAAUUACAGCUUUAAUCUGCCAAGACAAACAAGGGGAUGGGGGAUGUUUCCUCACAGCAUCCCUGACACACGUGGGGAGUGGAGGAGAGCUGGACAGGCAUUUGGGUGCCUGCUCCCACUGCUGGCAGUGUGCCAAGGCCUGGGAUGAGGGUCUCCACAACCAGGGAGGGAUUUUGGGAUUCCACCCUCCUCAGCAGUUGUUCUCCUGUGCUCACUGUAUUUCAGAAGCUGCAGCAACUCCAGAGGUGCAGCUUCGCUUCCUGCAGCCAAUACCUCCCUUUCCCCCAAAAUUUCCUUCCCCUCUAAUGGGCAUCUUGAAUUCCCUGGGUUUUGAUGGAACUGGAGUGGUUUUUGUCUCUCCUCACACCUCAAAGAGCCUGAUAGUUUGGCUUCCAGACCCCCCCGGCACAUUUUCCUUCCCAUCUGUCCCCCUUGGCCAGGAUGCAGCAGUUCUCCCUCCAGCUGUGCCACAAGCACUCAGGGAAGGAGAUCCAACCAUGGGCUCCAGAUCAUUCUCCUCCAUCCCCACCAACAUGUUCCCAGGAGCUGUUUUGCUCCCAUCCCAUCACUGACAUUCUGCCUGAAGUAGCGCAGCCUCUCCUGGUACUUCCUCCGAGCCUGCCACAUCCUCACACCCGCCUGGAUCUGGAAGAGAUGUUCAAAUAGUUGGAUUCUGCAAGGAGUCACUUGGCCAAAGCAAGUGGGUGGAGAGGGGGGAAACUGAGGAUUUCCAGAGGUUUAGAUUGGACACUAGGGAAAAUUUCUUCAUGGCACAGGCUGCCCAGGGCAAUGGUGAAGUCACCAUCUCUGUAGGAAUUUAACAGACAUGUGGCACUUGGGGACAUGGGUUAGUGGUGGCCUUGGCAGUGCUGGGGGAACAGUUUGACUCAAUGAUCUUCAAGAGCUUUACCAAGCUCAACAAGUCCAUAAUUCUAUUCAAUGAUUUUUGCAAGAUGUUCUCCCUUAUCCCCUCACACGCUGCCCUGGCCCAGCUGCCAUAUCCUCCCUGGCUCCUCUGCACUGGGCAGGGGGUAGAUGCCACCCUGCAGCUGAGCAAGAGGGUGGCAAUGCCCAACGAGGGAGCAAAGGCUGAAGGAAGAGUCUUCCCAACCUUGAUUGCAGCCUCUGCGUUGGCUCGCAGGUAACACAGCCUCUCCAGGUAAGCUCUGCGCUGCUUGUACCCCCUCCAACAAGCCUGGGCACAAGAGAAGACACCAGCUAGAGACCUGCAUGAGGUCACCAUGACUCCCAGUCAGGAGCACACAAGGGAAGAGGAUAACGCAGCACAAGAAAAGAGGAAAACAGCACCCAAAGCAGCUGCUGUGAGAGAAACAAGCCCCACACCACCCUCUGCAGCACCUCGGGGGGCCCCAGCAGUGAAAUGGCAGAGGUCGCUGGACCCGCCAGAGGAUGCUGUGUCCCUGGCACAGAGGUGGGAUGGAUUCUGGCUGCAUCACCUGGAUCCUGACGGCAGCCGGCUGCUGCUCCCGCAGGAUGUGCCGUCGUGCCGCGAACUCCCGGCGAACAAGGAAGCCCCGGAUCCGAGCCUGCAGCCUCACCACGAAGGCGGUGUUGGAUGCCCACAGGCACUCCCGGUCGUGCGCUGCCGUCACUCGGGUGACAACCAACUGUGGGGACAUGAGGCACCAGCUCAGCCCCAGUGAUGCCACCGGUGCCCACGCAGCCCCAUCCGGCCUGUACCUGGAUCUCCUCCCGGCUCAGGUGUGUGGUGUUGAGGCCGCCGUCGUGUGGGCACUGCCAGCUGCCCUCAAAGGUCUUCAGGCUCAGGUAGUACUCGGCACCGUCUGGCAGCCUGUGCCGGAUCCAGUACAGCUUCUCACUCCCUGCACGCCAGGACAGACAGGAACUGCUGGGUGGUGCUGCUCCCCUCGAACACCUCAGGUGGAGGGGGGGCAGUUCUGCAGCUCCCAAGGUUUUACCUGCCGGUCUCUUGGUGGCCACCAGAGCCGCCAGCUGCUCCUGGUAGGCACCAGCACAGGCGCUCACCACACCACACAGGGCCACGUCAGGGUUGCGCAGCACCCGCAGCGUCUGCGCCGCCUUCCCUUCCUUGAUGGCCUGGUUGAUGGCAGCAAUGCCCAGAGCCACUGAGGGAACAGAGGGGGCUCACGUCAGCACCUUCUCGUCCUCUGACCCCCACAGCAGCACCCCAGCCCACAGGGGCUCAGCACCCAGAGCCUGUGUGGGGAGAGCACUCACUCCUUCUGGCUGCCACUGUGUCCUGGUUAGCCCGGCAGACCCCUUCCUGGAUCUCUUCCCACCAAAGCACAGCUCCGUCAUCCCCCAUGGCCUGUGAGACAGCAGAGUUGGGCACGGGGGGAAAUGGAGUCCAACAAGCUGGGCAGCCCCCCUUGAGCACCUUCUGCUUCGCAGGGUGCUGCACUAAUGGGGGUGGGGGGUACUUCACAGCCUUGGGGGAUGCCAUGCCACCAAGGUGGGGUACCCCACAUCCAGGGCGGAAUGCCAUGCAGUCAGUGGGGUACCCCACAGCCAGGGGGGAUGCCAUGCAGUCAGUGGGGUACCCCACAGCCAGGGGGGAUGCCAUGCUUCCAUGGAGGUACUCCACAGCUGACGACCCCCACCCCACCUGGGCUUUCUGCCUCCGUGCCCGGGACAGGACGUCGUGGUAGCGCUGGGCGGUUGGGAGGGCGAUGUCGGGUAGGGCAGCCUCCAGCAGCAGCAGCGCCGCCAGCGUCUUCUCGGGGUCUGCCUGCAGCAGCGCCUCAUUGACCAGCCUGACCGCGUGGACUCCUGCGUGGGAGGGAAAGGGACAUGCUGCUCAACCCCCCGUGUUCCAGGCACCUAAGGGAGUCACAGCCCAGGGUGGUGCAAGGUUCUCUGGGGCUGGAAUCCCAGUGCAACCUCCCUACCUGGGGUGUCUGCAGACCCCCCUGCACGCCCAAACUCCAUGCGGGCAGGACUCACUGUCAUUUUCAUCCUGCACCAAUGAAUUGGUGCUGUUCACACUGUCCUGAAUAUCAUUCCAGCUCAGGAAUUCAGCUCCCGCUUCCCUAGGUUGGCCUUUCAGCUGCUGCAAGUCCUCAAAGUACCUGAAGGAGAGACACAGGGCAAUGGCUUAGUGCAUUCCAAGCAGGGUUCAGUGCAUUCCGAGCAGGAUGGUGCCUGCCAUAGCCAGCUGCCUGGCUCUUCAGAGGGGAAAGGCAAGGCACAGGGCAGGAGGCUGCUGGAACAAACCCAUGAAAAGCGCAGGCCGACUGACCAUCCCCUCCCACUGGAUUUCUCCACACUGACCCCAAACACAGAGCCCAUCUUCUCACCGUUGUGCAUUUGCAUCCUCAACUCCCGAGAGGCCCAGGGCAGGGCUGACCAGGCUGCUCCAGAGCCCGUCGGGAUCCCCGACAUCCAGGGCUUGGUUGACCAGCGCCACAGCCGAGAGCAUCUCCACAGCCACGAACAGCUCCUCCUGUGCCAGCUCACCCUGCCCGGGGCAGACGGAGACACUGAUCCCUCAUAACCCCCUCCUCCAGCCCAGCACCCCCGGGCGCAGGGGAAGCACCAAUCCCCCUCAUCUCCCGUGCCUGGGGAUCUCUCACCUGUGGGUGCUGGCGCUGCAGCAGGGCCAGCUGGCGCUGGUACAGGGGGGCAGCAGAGGGGUGCACAUCGGGCAGCUGCGCCGCAGGGUCCGUCAGCGCUUCCAAGGUUUCAGCCAGCAUCCCUCGGCGGAUGGCGGCGUUGAUCCGGCUGACAGCCAGCAGCACUGAGGGACAGACCAGGGGAGCUGGCACAGGGGGGCUGCAGGAGGUGGCCGUGCCUGGUCUCCCUUUGGCCAGGCUGCUGGCAAGGGCACCAGCUCCUGGGCAUUCACAGGGCAGCACUGCGAGCACCAUGUCCCUGUUGGCACUCACUGGCUCGCUCCUCCUCGCCCCUCCUGUUGGCUGUGAGGAUCCCUGCCUGCACCUCCUUCUGGUCCAGCAUCUCCAGGUAGCCCAGGUCCUGCAGUGGGCAGAGAUGGGUGUUGGGUCUCACACCUCAUCCUGCUCACACCGAUGGAGGAGCCGUGCUCAGACCCUGUCAGAAAUCUGCCGACCCGCAGAGCAACUCCCACCCAGGGGACCCUCCUCCUCCUCAGGACCACGGGGGUGCACCCCCAGCACAGGUACCCCACACCAUGGGCUCCUGCCAGCACCUACCAGUGCCUUCUGCUCCCGGUCCAUGCUGAGCUGCUCCAAGUAGAGCUGGAGGUUGUCACGCUGGAGGCAGCGCAGGGCCAGGACGGGGUCCUGCAGCGCCCGGUGCAGUGCUGGCACAUCCUGUGUCUGCAGGGCAUCGUCCACCUCCUCCAGAGCCCCGUGCACUACAAGAGGCCAGUCCAUCCCAGAGGUCAGCAGGUAAAUCAUCCCACAGCUUCAGGGAGCAAAGGCAGCUAUGGCUGAAGCCUGCAUACCCAUCAUUUUAAUUUCUCCUUGGAAAUGCACAUCCAGCCCUGAUCCCUGAUGGGUCUGCAUCACUCCUUCCUGCUAUAGCCAUCACUCUCCUCAUGCCCUGGGGUACUAUGGUCCCACCAUAAGCCCUAGAGCCCCCCCCCAAGAGGAAAGCCCCACCUUCCCUCACCGUUCACUUUGUUGAUGUUCCCCUGGAUUUCAGCCUGGGUCAGACACCGGUCAUAGACAUCCUCUCCCUCAGGGAUCACCUGCAGAUACUGGAGAGAGACUCCUCACCCUGAGCUUUCCUCCCAAGCUCACCCCACAGCACACAGCAGGGUCCCUUGCAGGUGCCUGGGCUCAUUUCCCAAUUCCAAGCCCUGGGGAUCAACUAGGCCCCCAAAGAGGAAUCAUCUCCCCCAUCUUCUGCUCAGCACAAGGGCUCCCAGGUUGUGUUUCACCCAGCAAUCACCAUAUGGUCUGUGGCCAAGGGACCCCUCCAGCUUGAAGAACCCAUCAGCAAAGGGGCUGCUCCUCUCUCAGCUGCCCCCCCCCCAGCCCCCCAUGCCCUCCUCACCCUGUUCCUGGCAUUGCUGCCCUUCUCCAGCUUUGCCCGGUGCAGCACCUCCUGGUAGGCACCUGCCAGCUCCCCACGCAGGUCCUGCAGCAUCGCGCUGGGGUUGCGGAGGGUCUCCAUCGUCUGGGCCACCACCCCCCGAUCCACAGCUUCGUUGAUCGCCAGCACUGCGGCGUGGACUGGAGGCGAGGUGGGAAGGAGGGGGGUGAGAUGAGACAUGGAGGAGUGAGAUGGACCAUCCGCUAUAACCCUGCACGCAGUGGGACAAGAGCCACUCCAUGCAUGAUGGUGGGAACCACCAAAGAGUGAGCUGCAGUCUCCAGAACGUGGGAAGUCUCGGUGUCUCACAGCAAGAACAGGUCUCACACCGGUGCUGCUGCACGGAGUUGCCAUGGCGCUGCACACCAUGCUGGUGACAGGGAUGAAACCAGAGUCAGCAGAGCCAUUGCAGGAUGUGCUUCCCCAGGAGCUUUGUCCCAGCCUGUGCCAGCUCCUGCCAUGCUCCUGCCACUCAGAACUCGGCUGUGCUCCAGCACCAGGUGCCAGCGGCCAUCACUGGGGGGCUGCGACUUGCUCGGGGCAACUUUCCAGGAAGCCCAGGUGGAGAGGCCCCUCGGACCCCCUCCAUCCAUCCCCAUCAGAGAGCUGUGACUUGCAGCAGCGACGGCAGGGAUGCCCUGUCCCUCCCCUCCCUGCUCUCAGCACCCUUUGCGCCUGAAGAGCAAACAACAGGUCACUGCCCCUGCUUAUGGCUUCAGAGGAGGCUGCUAACCCAGGAGUGCAACCCACCGCCCCUGACAACCCCGUCCUCACCACCACCACCACCCCUGCAGCCCCUGCAGCCUCCACAGCCCCCAACAACCCUCCCAGCUGCAAGAAGAGCCUGAAGAAAAAGAAGAAGGCCAAAGCCAGGGGAGAUGCCCAGGAGGGAGGUGAUGAGGCGGUGGGGAGGGUGGCUGCGAUUGAGGGGCUCACACAAGCCGGGCGCCAGGCACUGGCACUGGGUGCCGGGCAGGAGGCAGUGGGGUGCUUCAGGAAGGCCCUGCUCCUCUCCAGGGACAUGGUGAGCACUCAGCUCCGCAGGGCUUGUGCCUUCAACCUGGGGGCUGCCUAUGUGGAGACCGGGAAGCCCAGAAAGGCCCUUAAGUUCCUCCUCCAGUCCCAGCCCUUGGAGAGGGAGAAUGGGGAGCACUCGGGGGACCUUUAUUUCAACGCUGGGGCAGCUCAGGAAGGGCUUCAGGACUUUCCUAAGGCUUGUUUUGGCAAAGCCACCGGCCACAAUGACGUGUCGCAGGCUGGCAGUCGAGCAGGGACCCACAUGCAGAUGGGCUGCUGCUAUCUGGGGAUGCGGGAGCCGGCACGAGCCGCGCAGUGCUUCCUGGACGCGGCACAGACCUACACGGCAGCAGAGAGCCCUGAGGCUGCAGCGGUGGCUCUGAGCAGGGCGAGUGGCUCCAUGCUGCAGAGCCGGCGGUUCCGAGCGGCAGAGAUCGCAGGGGUCCUCGCCCAGUGCCGCUCGCUCUGUGAGACCGUCCCCGACCCGGCCCUGCGAGGGAAACUCUACAAUGACAUCGGCCUGGGUUACUCCCAGCUCCACAUCUUCUCCCUGGCUGUUGAGAGCUUCGAGCGGGCCCUCGGGCUCUGCGGAGGAGAGCUGGAGCGGGACCGGCACCGGGAGGCUGCACUGCUGCAGAACCUGGGUGCUGCCCACAAUGCCCUGUGCAGUUUUGGCACAGCGCUGGGCUGGCACCAGCGCGCGGCCGCGCUGCACGGCACUCUGGGGAAACGGAGGGCGCAGGGGCAGUGCUUUGGGAAUCUGGCAUAUGCCUGGAGCCGGCUCGGGAACCAUGAGGCUGCCGCAGAGAACUACCUGCACGCCCUGCAAGCCUUCCGGGACUCAGGGGACGUGCAGGGGCAGUGGCAAGCAUGUGAGGGGCUAGGCACAGCCUGCUUCCACCUGGGAGACCCCCAGAAAGCCAUCGGGCACUACCAGGAGGCCCUGACUUUGCUUUCCCACUGCCAGGACACCCCCGGAGCUGCCCGAGAGCGGGUUGUGCACAAGCUCACGGAUGCCAUCCAGCACCGGCUCUGCCUCAGUGGCCGCCUCUCCCAGCGUGGGGGCCGAGUGCCCACCCCAGCUCUGCAGGAGCUCAGCCAGCUGCGGUUUUGCUCCAUGCUGCCCCAGGCCAGCGGGACACGGGUCCAGAGGAGUGAGGUGUCCUUUGGAGGGAAAGCCCAGGACCAGCUCUACAUGUAUGUGCCAGGAGCACAUCCCAAGCAUUCAGGCAGAGGAGUGGCCCUGACUGAUGGCCUCGCGCUGGAGUCCUGCAACCCACACAGCAUCCUGAGCACCUCUGGGGAGGAUGAGGGUGGUCCCGAUGUGGCUCCAGGGUGUCUGAGUCAGCCCCAGGCUAACAGUAACAGGACCACCCCCCUGUGCCUGGCCCCACCACCCCACACAGACCUCCAGCCAUGGCAUCGUGACCACCAAACCCUCCAGCCAAGGCCUCUGGAGCGCCCUGGCGAUGACCCCACUGCCACUGUCACCAGCUGCUGGCCCCGCCGGGAACCUCGCAGAGGGACCAGGACACUGUCCCUUGUCUGCAACCUUGUGUGACCAGCAGGACACGUGGGAGAUGCCGUUUCUCGGGAGGGCUCUCCAGCCCCAAGUUGGGGCGGGGGGGCCCAUCGAGCCAACACGGUUUUGACCCCA
Pipra filicauda (Wire-tailed manakin) is the source of this 16409-nucleotide messenger RNA. It is a transcript of the gene TTC24, whose product is annotated as tetratricopeptide repeat domain 24. The transcript has 13 exons. The record is from RefSeq and is a predicted model, not a curated record. The coding region runs from base 14445 to 16313 and encodes 622 amino acids. Gene Ontology annotation, molecular function: protein binding. NCBI's taxonomy places the organism in Eukaryota, Metazoa, Chordata, Aves, Passeriformes, Pipridae.